Messenger RNA from Lymnaea stagnalis (great pond snail), 15457 nucleotides. The record is from the annotation of a GenBank genome assembly. NCBI's taxonomy places the organism in Eukaryota, Metazoa, Mollusca, Gastropoda, Lymnaeidae.
AAUUUAGGUGAUUUUAACCUGUCCAUGUUAGAUUAGUAUCGUCGGAUAUGGUGGGAUGUUCAUUCGUUUUUUGAAUUGUAUUUUCGAGAGUCGGCUGAAUUCUUGACUCUUGUACUUGGCUUCUCAAAAUAAUACUUUUUGAAACGUAACAAGCACUAUUUUUAAUAUUUACAUUGAUAUUUUUCAAGAUUCUCAUCAGUUAAUAAUAUGAAAACAAAAUGCACCUUUGAGAAAAGUAUAGCUGUUAACUUAUCACUGAUAUUCUCCACAUGUUUAGGUAAGUAAAUAUGAAAGUAUGUCCAUGACAACAAAUGCCUAGCAACAGAAAUGUUUCUAAUCUAUCUAUGCAUUCAUUUGUGUAUCAUUGUAUGUAUAGAAGUAUAAAUAUGUUUUAUCUAUCUAUCUACUUGUAUAUCCAUCUAUCCUUCCAUCCACCCACCCAUCUAUCCAUCCACCCACCAAUCCAACCAACCACCCAACCCACUACUUUCCUGACAAACCUACCUACCUAACUACAUAACCUAACCUACCUACCUACAUGCCUACCUACCUACCUGCCUGCCUGUCUGCCUGCCUCCCUGCCCACCUACCUACUUAUCUACCUGCCUACCUUCCUACCUACCUACCACCCACCAAUUUAUUAAGGUACACAUACACUUGAUUAUCCAUAUUCAGAUGCCAAUGGGAACUGAACUUAAAGUAUCAACUCCUUUUGGCCGGAGGUCCCCAUUUCAAUUUGCCUUAAAUACGUUUUUUUAAAAAUAUCAAUAGACUUAGACAACAGUAUAUGUUAUGUGUGAAUUGAUGGAUAGAGGCCUAGCUUGUUAGCAAUACACUUCAUAAUACGCAUUGACAUAUCAGUGGAUUUAAAUUGAUAAUAUAUCCGGUCGAUUUAGGACCGGGCUAGUCUUUUUCAUAAUAAUUGAACGACUGCAUUGAGAUAUGUAAAGAAAAAGGUAAAACAAGGUAGGUUAAAGCUUGAAUUAGCACACAGGACAAUAAGAUGUGCACGUUUGGUUUUAGAGCCUUUUUCAGUGAACAGGACAAAUAAAAGUACGACAAGAAACAGAGCACAGUAAAAAAAAAAAAAAAAAAAAAAAAAAAAAAAAAAAAAAAAAAAAAAAAAAAAAAAAAAAAAAAAAAAAAAAAAAAAAAAAAAAAAGUUAAAGCUUGAAUUAGCACACAGGAAAAUAAGAUGUGCACGUUUGGUUUUAAAGCCUUUUUCAGUGAAAAGGAAAAAAAAAAGUACGAAAAGAAAAAGAGCAAAGUAAAAAAAAAAAAAAAAAAAGAAACUUUUGAGAUCUCUUUUUUUGUUGCUGAAAGUGAGUUACAGGAAGUGAAAGAAUAUAAAUAUUUGUACUGUGAAAAAUAAGGUCCAUAAUUUAAAUCAAAUUACUAUAAAAUGAAUUUAAGACGCAUAUAAACACUAUGGGUGCAUUUAUAUAUGGAGACAUAUAUCCCAGACUCAAUCAUUUUAGAAAUUGGAAAAUAGAAGUUUAGAUAUUUGGUUUUACACUUUUUAAAAUCAAAUGUAUAGGUUCAUCGCAAAAGUGCGUAUACUUUCCAUGAGAUUACAAAUAUUACCGACCUGAAGAUGUAUAUAUAUAUAUAUAUAUAUAUAUAUAUAUAUAUAUAUAUAUAUAUAUAUAUAUAUAUUGCUUUAAUAUAUAGAAAAUAAAUAUAUUAUAUAGGCCUAUUGUUGCGCACUGACUUGUAUUGGGAGAAAUUAAUCUCCUAUUUUAAUUUUAAUUGGCUCGUUGUAAACAGUGCCUAACAUAGGACGAUACCAUUGAGUCAACAACUUUAAAGAUAAGACAACCAAAACAGUUUCUAGUUACAAUUAAUUAAGAUUUAUUAAGUCUUAAGAUAAUUACAAAAGAAAAGAAAAUAUAAUGACAAUCUUCAACUUACUGUAUGGUAGAUCUUGUACCGGUACACAGUUAAUACAGUUAGAAUAAUGUGCCAAUGAAUAAUGCGAAAUAAACACAUAUGCGCACACAAAUAAACAAAGAAUAAAACACGCCUCGCAAAGUUAAUAAAUCUAUCUGAAUCUCCGUCCCCCCGUCCGUGCCUGUCAAUCCCUUAUAUAGGUCACGUAAGCCCUGCCUUCUAGAAAACUUAUGACGUUUCUAGAACAAUCAUAUUCAUUCUACAAAACACUAUUUGGAACAGAUUAAUUAUUUUUAGUAGCUGGCGGCAUAAACGCUAAUUUAUUUAUUUAUUUAUUUAGGCAUUUUUUAUAUAGUGCUUACCUUAAAGCUGUAAACGCUUUACAAUUAUUAAAAACAUGUAAACUAAGUAAAAUGAAAAUGAGACACUAGGAUAGUAACUACUAUACUAUACGAACAAUUAAAAUGGCUAUAAAACGAGGACACUUUGACACGUUUUGGCCUAUACUACAGGAACAGAAAAUGAGGCAGGGCAAGGAGGGUGCAUCACAGGUCAUAAGCGGACCUAAACAGAUGGGUUUUAAGGGACUUUUUAAAAGUGGACGAGGUUUCACAAUGACGGAUAUGAUCAAAGGACUAAGCCACACCCCUCUGUGAACACAGCGUCUCAUGCGGGGUCAAUCAUAGGGCACGCACGAGAAAAAUUAUGUAAACAAGCUCUAUAUAACACCCAUCUAAAUAUAUAUUUCUCAAUUGUAGGAAAGAAUUAUUGUUUGUCUGAUGAUACAUUAAAUCAACACCCGACUAAUUUACAAACUAAAAAAAAAUUGUUUUAAAGAUUGUGAUUUAGUGUUGAAUUUUUUGGCAAUGUUUAAAAUUAAUAAAACAAUAAUACAUGUUUAAGAAACACUUCAACAUAUACAGACGUUAUUAACACCAUAAGUCUUCCAUUUAUACAAUUUAACUUCCUAUCAUUUCUUCUAUAAUAGUAAUAUGAUACUUGACUGUUAUGUUUUUCUUUGUUUUGUUUAUUUUAAAUUGUGACUAAGAAUAUAAAACGUGUCAAUAUAUCCCAUAAUUUUUUUUCAAUUUGUUUCUUCUUACAGUUUGCAUACACUGUCAAAAUAUUAAUCUUACAUACACUGCAACAGAAUGUGCUCAUGGUUUUAUUAAAGAAGGCGAAGACGUUAGUCUACAGACAUUGAUAAAUAAAGAUAUUGACAACAUUAGCAAUGCACAAAUGGUUUGGAAAUCCGCAAACAGUUCUAUUUUUAAACAUGUAUGUUUAAAAAAUAAUAAAUUAUAUAAUUUUCUUUGACUCUGAUUUUCAUUUUUGUGUCAGUCUAUAUGUCUGCUUUUAUCCUUUUCUUUCCUUCAAUUAUUCUUUCCAUAGGUCUGCAUCUGUCUAUGUCUAUUACGCAAAAAAAUUAUCAAAGUAUAAAAUUACUUUUUAAAAUUAUUUUUAAUAUGCACAUAUAUAUGUAUAUAUCAUAAUAUAUGUAUCUAAUGACACAAAUCGUGUAUACUUUAAGUUUGUUAUAUAAAAACAAUAUAGUUUCCUUAAGUGCUUCAUACAAUGCAACUAUUUGUUUUCCUUAUGGGUUUAUUAACAUUAAAAUAUUAGCCUUAUUUGUAUUUAAAAUAUAACAAACACAUUUAACUGUUUUUUUAUUUGUAUUUUUCAGUUUAGAACAUUUAAUUUGACUAAUUCGACUGAAGAUUAUGAAGUUCAUCACACAUUGAAAAAUGCUAAAAUCUUUUAUCGCAUCCCUGCAGACAUGAUUUACAGUGGUGCACAUUUUGUAGCUAAAAUUCUUCUUUCUGAUUCAAGGGAAUUUGAAAGUCAAAUUCUAAAUUUUCCUCACAUAUAUAGUAAGUUACCUUUUUAUAAUAUUUUUUUUUAUAGAAAUGUGUACAUAAGGUCACUUACCUCAUUUUCCAUAAGCUGAUUAUUUAAAACGCCGGAUGUCCGGUUAGCAACAAUUAUUUUAAAAUACCCUACAUUAUGUGCUCGAUAUGGCAUUGAUUUUUGACAUCAGUCAAAUGUUCAUAAACACUGUGGGGAUAGUGGACCAUUCAAAUUUAAUAAAACGUCAUUUGUUUACAAAUAAAAGUUAAGUACAUUUUUUUUUAAAAACAAAACUAGGUAACGCAAUUUUUCGAUGGGAUAUUCUGUAUUACAAAACUUUAUAUUGGAAUCAGACAUAUGUGAGGGAAAAUGUGCAGCAAUCAUAGAAAAACUAUUUUUGUUACAAAAUAGAAGCGUGGCAAUUUUUUUUAAAAUGUUAAUUCUUUUUAGCUUUUCAAAUUGAUGAGGAAGUGGCCUCUAUCUGAAUUGGUAUAAAUCGAAACUCAUUUUGUAAUAGCAGUGCUCUACACUUCAAUACAAGAAAGACUUUUACGAUUAAAUAUGCCAUUACAUUAUUUAUUUUACGUAACACUUAAAAUUUAUUUUAAUCUUAAUCGCAUUUUCCAAGUGUAAUUUUUUAAAAAAUAUUUGACAUAUGGUUGUGCUGGAAAAUCUUUGAUUUUGGAGCGGUGAUGUGAAUCGUAAAUUUGGCAACCAGUGAGUUAUGAAUUUAUAUAUAUAUAUUUAGUUGGAAUAGUUUAUUAUAUAUAUAUAUCUUUUAAAAUUUAAUUCAAGAAAUUUAUUCCAUACGGAUUUUUAAAAAUUCCUCUUUUUUUUUAAAUUCACCCUUACAGAUGGUAUCCCUGAUACAAUAAAGCUAUUUAUAAAUGGAAAUGAAACGAUAAUGAAUGAAACAAAUUGUGAAAUAGCCUUAACUGGAUGUGAAACAAACUUCUUGUCAUCAGCGUGCGAUAUCAACAUCCUUUUUGUGUGUGAGAGUCAGCAUGCUCCAUGUUUGAUAGAGCUUUAUACCGACAAAUCGUAUAAGGUUGUGAAAAGAAAAAACUAUGCGGAGUAUCACUUACACUACAUAGAGUCAGAGAACAUCAUUCUCUACAUGAAUUAUGAUCUCUGUACAUUUUCAGACAGGUAUAAAAAAAAGCAGUGUAAAAUAAAAACAGGUAAUAAAAUAUAUAAUAAUAAUAAUAAUAGGUCUUAUAUAGCGCGGUACCCCAGCCUAGGGCUGGGCUCACCGCGCUGUACAUAAUCAUGAUAUUAAAAUAAAAAACAUUUAUGAAAUAAAGAACAGCAAUGUAUAUUCACCCACCCCACCACAUAACUUUUAAAAGGCAAACCAUGGACGGCUGCCAGCAUGAUCAUUUAUCGGUCAGAGGAGGGGAAUCAGUCAGGGUAGUUUAAUUUAAAAAGAUAUGUUUUGAGUGCAGCUUUGAAGGCCUGGGUGGUUGGUAUAUUGUGUAUGUGUAGUGGCAAAGAAUUCCAUUGUUUGGGGGGCGCAUAAAGAGAAAGAUCGUUCACCAUAUGUUUUAGUAUGUGUCUUGGGAACGGACAGAAUACGCGUGACUGCAGAGGAGGGAAGCUGUCGAAGGGGUCAAUAGACAGAAAGAAUAUAGUAGUCAUUGAAUUAUAGGGUCGUUAUAUUAUAAAUGUGUGUAACUCAAUUUUAGUAUUAAUCAUCAAAUGUCAUUUUGAAAAAAUAACCUUUAUACAUUCGUACGAACAUUGUUGGAAUGUAUCAAAUUAACAUACCAUCUUUGAAAUCUCAAAAAAGUAAUAAGUUAAACUUCAUAGAUUGUUGUUUUUUUUUUGGUAUGUUUUUUCAUUUGUAUACAACCAUGCUAAACCAUGUUACACAAUUUAUGGUUAUGUAUUAAUAUUAUCAAUCGAAAAAGACUUUUACUUUCUUAAAAUAUGUAUGUGUAUUGUAUUUUUCUAAAUAUUAAUCAUGAACAUAUUGAAAUUUAAGGAGCUAAUAAGUUUAAAUCUUUAAAUUGUUAAAGAGAAAGAAACACUGAAUACAGGAAAGUUGACGUAAAACAAAACAAAGUGGCGAUUCGUAUUAUGUCUGUGGUCGACUGUUUCCUUUUCCAUUUGCUUUUGGAAGCAAAUUUAACGAUCAAAACAAAAGAAUGUGAUCUACAAAACUUUUAAUUGCGUUAUUUAUCUUUAAUAAGAUAUUACUAUUCAUAUACUUUCAAGAAAAUUAAUAAAUUUUAAAAACAAAUCUUAUUUCAUUUGUUUGUAAUCAAAGGACAAGUAAAAAAAAAACAACAACACAAAAAGUAGGCCACAGUAAGAAAGUUUUGUUAAAUUCUCAUUGUAAAAGUUAAAACUUCCAUGCUGGAUAUGUAUUGCUAUUAAAGUGAAGUGGGUAGAUUAAAUCAACAUUAUUAUUUGAUUUUCUUUUUUCCCAGAAAAAAGCAACUUUUCACAUGACGAUCCUCCCGACUGGCAAACUCCUUGUAUAGCAAUGGUUGUUUGUAAUAUAGUAGUAAUUGUUUUGGAAUUUAUUCUUUGGUAAGUUUAUCUUUGACCAAAUCUUUGGUGUAGCCAUGGGCACAAAAAAGGGUCCAAGCUAUGCUUGCAUAUUCAUGGGUCAUUUUGAAUAUAUGGUAGAGAGGGCAUAUAUUGGCCGUAUUCCUGAAUUUUAUAGGACAUACAUGGAUGACGGCAGAGGUAUUACCAGCAUGGAAAGUAAUAAUCUCCAAAAAUUUAUGGAUUUUUAAAACUCAUUUCAUCUAUCCAUGAAAUUUACUUCUCAAAUAUCUGGACAUUCUGUCAAAUUUCUUGAUUUCAUCAUAACAUUGAAAGAAAUGAAUCACAUCUGCCUACUACAAACCAACUGAAAGCCAUUUACAUUUUGUACACAUCCUCCCACCCCAAAUCAUGCAAAGAAUCAAUAACGUUCUCACAACUUCUUAGACUAUGGCGUCUCUGCCAACUCGAUGAAGAAUUUUUGGAAAGAUCAGAUAAAAUGAUUGAUUUCUUCAGCUCCAGACCCUUUCCUGAAACUACUCUUGUCUCAGCAUAAGCCGCAUAAGCGCUUAAACACGAAAAGAUGCUUUCAAACCCCGUCAAAAAUCAAUGAAGAUCGUACCAAACUUAUGCUAACCUAUCACCCUCUUAAUUUAACAGUCAAAAAAUAUAUUUCUAAAUUAUGUAGUAUACUUCUUGCUGACCACGAUACUAACAGGGUAUUCUCAUCCUCUCCACUGAUUGCUUUAAUACGAGACAAACAUCUAGGUGACCUUCUGGUUCAAACUAUCCUUCGAUCUGACCCUUGUUAUUUUAAUACUAAAACAUGCUGUAGGGCUUUUCACUUUACACUCCAAACUGAAAGCAUUUGCCUUCCUAAAGGUACCUUUAAUAUCAAAGAGGGUUUCACUUGCGUCAGCCGUAAUGUAAUAUGUGCGAUUGUGUGCCAUAGAUGCCACUCUAGAUACUUAGGUGAAACUGGGAGAAGAUUGGCUGAUAGCUUUACUGAACAUCUCCGAAAUAUUGAACAAGGUAAACUUUCCCAAGUCUCUACAUUUGAACAGAGAUGAACGUAAUGAUGCAUUAGAUGUAACCAUUGUGGCACUGAUUUCAUACAGUAUCACACCAAAGAGGGUUAAAAUGGAAAAUAAAUUUGUUCAGCUGUUUGGCAUCAUAUUUCCACAUGGUAUUAACCAAAUAUUAUCCUACUAAUGUUUCUUUGUUUCCCUAUAUUUUAACUAUUUUCUUAUAGCUAUGUAUUAAUGUAUCCAUGGAUAUUUUAGGCCUUUAUUAUUUUGGACCUUUUUUUCACAAUGUCAAUAUUAAUAUUCUCUAACUUCCUAUCAUCCUACUUCCGACAACAGCAUUGAAUAUUUCUUGGAUUGUUUACUGUGCUCUGUUCAUUUGGGAUAUUUCCAUUUGUCCCAUGCAGUGAAGAAGGCUCCAUGCCGAAACGUUCAAAUCGUGUCGUUCUGUCCGUUCUGUCAAGCUUCAACAAAGUCUGAUUUGCUAUUAAGUUUAACUUAAUAGGAAAGUUUAUUUCAGGAACAUAUAUAUAUAGACAUUUUUUUUUAAACUAGAUAUUUUAGUGUAGCAAUACCACCCAUAGAUAAUUUAAACAAAAAAUUAAACUCUAAACAAAUCCGUAACAAGUUUUUUUACAGAGUACAGAUAAUUUGAACUAAGCAUAUUACUUAAUAACAUUGAUUUGUUUAACCUUAAAUUAAUAUGUUUAAACAUACACAUAUUUAAAUAUAUAUAUACAUAUAUAUAUAUGUUUGUAUAUCAUUCUUUUAAAGCUUUGUGUUCAAGCGGGUAAAAAGGACACAUAUCUGCCAGGUAAACUUUACGUCAUUUAAAAAAUAAAUAUAACAAUGUUGCAUAUAUGUAAAUCUAUUCUAAAAAUAACAGUCAGUUUAUUAUUAUUAGUUCAUUAUUUUAGUUCAUUACAUUCACUUUUUUUUUGUUAAAAAAAAGGAAUUUGCAAUCAAUAUAAAUUCAAAAAAUGAAAUGAGUGUCACAUACACCAGAAAUGUGUCUCAAGAUCACUUUUGUUUGUUUUGUAUUUAGUUCUUUGACUGUGCUUUCUCUCUUAGCGUUACUACUUGACAAUUUCCUUUAAGCAAUUUAGAGUACGUUAUCACACAAAUCAAGAGAAAAGUCUGUUGUUUUUUUUUAAAUGACAUUCUAUAUCCGCUUUUUAGUACAUUUAUUGAUGUAUACCAAUUCAAGUCUUUAAAAAAACAAGAUUAGACGCAUGUUAGUAUAGUAUACUGAUUCAGUUUUUAAAUUUGUUUUUAAAGAUUAAAUAUUAUUGAGGAAGAUGAAAAAAUAGCUAUUCUUAUUUUAUUAUCACUCCCAAAAACAAACAACACGCUUUAAAUUACUUUCAAAAUAUUGAUUUUCUAUUAUAUAUUUAAGUAUCUCAAAUUUAUUAAGAACUAGCCGGUAUGUCCGGCGUGGCCUGGGAUUGUAUUAGGACCUUGUUCUGGUGGAAUCCCAAUUGGGACCCCAAACCCUUUCUGACGCCGAUCCCAGCGCGGUCUCAUUUCCCGGUGUGAUCCCUAUCCCGGUGGAGAUAUUCAAGUUUGAGAUCCCGUUUUCUGGUGGGAUCCUGAUCACAUUGGGAUAAGGAUUAUGAUGAGAUCUUGACCCUUUCUUUUCUAUCCAAAAUAUUAAAAAAAAUUACUAAGUGGUAUUAAGAGAUCAUUAACUAAGGGACUGUAUAGAUAGGAAAAUUGGAUAUUAUUAGUUUUAAAUGUCCCAACAUUUCAAUACGAACAAUAACGUCUAUUGCUACCAUGCUACGCCUAUAUCCAUCAACUCACAUAUAGCCUAUAGUGUUGUAAAUCCUGUUGAUAUUUAUAUAGCUUAUAUUAGAAACGAUGAAACGGGGCUUCGGCUCCAGAAGAAUGGAUACAAUGAGUUCAGUACCCUUAUUAUUUAUUUAUUUUUUAUUUUAAGUUAAUCAAGGGGCCCUGGAAAGGGGGGGGGGGCAUUCCAUAACUGUACAGAUUUAGUUAUGCCAGAGAUAAGGGGCUCUAUAAAUAUCAUUGUCCAGUUAACAAAAGUUCUUGUAUUCCCCCCCCCCACGUAGGGUUGCAUGUAAAUGUAAUUUAAAAAAUUUGGAUGGCAGGGGCCUGGAAAGGGGGGGGGGCAUUCCAUAAAUGUACAGAUUUAGUUAUGCCAGAGAUAAGGGGCUCUAUAAAUAUCAUUGUCCAGUUAACAAAAGUUCUUGUAUUCCCCCCCCCCCACGUAGGGUUGCAUGUAAAUGUAAUUUAAAAAAUCUGGAUGGCCAUAUGCGCGAACAUAUGUCAUUGCAUCUUGUGCAUAUUCAUGCAUGUGACGUGGACUUCAAGGUAAUUUCGAGGGUAGUAUAGUCAUUUUCCCCAAUUCAUUUUGAUUCAAAUUGCCAUCAUUUACAAUUUCAUCACAUAAAUGAAUGUACCCUUCGGAACGUAAAUUGCUUUGAUUUAAUCUAAUGCAGAGGAGUCGUUCGGUUUCGAUUUUUGUAUACAUAUCAACAAUGUAUUGAUGGAAUAAUUGUUGACAUUUCAAGAUAUGAUUUUCGGUACUCACACGGAUCAUCAAUCGAUAUGAAUAGCAUUUCAUGGCGUUGACUUUCUUAUUCGAUUCCUCAUCUGUCUGUGGAUUUCUCAAUUUGAUGUUAAAAUGAUAUCCAUCUUCUUCUUUGAAAAAUAAAAUAGGAUAUUGCAAUCAAUUAAAUGAGCGAUUAAUUUCUGAGACUCGCUGAACAUCACCAGUUCUGCGAUGAAGAUUUAUGUCAAGUGAGUUAAAUUCUUCGUUAACUAUAACGAUCGCCACUUCAUCAAUUGAUUGUGCAUUGUAUUGUCUUUCGUGUUGGCCGACAGGUGUUUUGUCUGCUCUAACUAUGACUUUGUAGUCAUCAGUCGGCAUCUUUCCAAUUGCAAUUCUAAACAUUUGAAUUAAUUCGUUGUGUUGCGAAAAGACGUUUGCAAUGCAGCUACGAUUUCUCGUUUAGUGCCUGUAUUGAUAUGACAACGUUGAUCGAUUUGUUCAUCAGUACUCCCCAUGAAAUAAAUUUGAAGAAAUUUGUGAUCUUUCUUUGGCAUUUGCAUCAGAGACCCAGCAAGAUGAUUAAUUUGGCCUUGCACUUUAAAUGUUGGUAAGCAAUUCUCGCACACCAUAUUUGUUGCACCCAAAGAUGUCAUUUGGAAACAUGAAUUGUACUUGCGUAUGUUUGCCAAGAAAUGUUUCGAUUGUCUUGUGUCACCUAAUACCAACGUUGAUAAUGGUUUCGGUGGUGAAUGUAAUUCUGGCCAUUUCACUUUCCCACCCGCGUAGCAAAUUCCGAUGUUUCAUUCUUAAAUUUCAGGGCACUACAAAACACGCAUAAUUGCUCCAUUUUUCCAAUGACCACACUUGGAUGAAGACUGUAAUCAUACUUAGCAUCGUAAUGGAAUGCACUAAGAUUUCAUUCAGCGUUCACUGUAAUGUCUGGAUCGACAAGUGCGUACUCUAUCGGAAUUCAGUCCUGCUUCUGAAUAGCUCUGUUUGAAAUUAUAGUUAUAAAGCUCUUAACAAAAAAAAAAAAAGAAAUUAGGGUCAUUGGCCCAAACGGAAUAUUGUAAAAAAUUGUUGCUAUUUAGAAACAUUUGCGAUAGUGCGCAUUUCAAUUGUUUACGUUUUUUCAUAAUUGGAUGAAUGGUUUAGAAAUUCAUACGAUAAUUAUAUAGAUACAAAAAAGGGUGUAAAACGAAUUUAGAGCCCCCGGCCACAAACGGAAUAUUGCAGAAUUGUUGUACUACUUCAGAAACCUACUUAAUAUGUCAGACACACAAUUGAAUGUCACUAUUUGUAAUUUAUUAAAAAGCUAUCAAUCCAUGCAUUUGCUCUGUUUGAAAUUAUAACUGUAAAGCUUAUAUAGAAGAAACGAACAUAGGACACCUGGCAAAAAACGGAGUAUUUUAAAAUGGUUGUAAUAAUUUUAAACAUCUUUCCGAGCGUAUUCAAAACAUCCCAAAACUGAAUAUUUUAAAACGGAUGUAAUAAUUUAGAAACCUUUAUGGAUAUGCUCGCAACAUCUUACCAUAGUUUUAUCGGAAUCGGAUAAAUGGCGUAAGAGCGCAUAUGGAAAUUAUUUUGUGCAUAGCUCAUAUAAGAAAAAAAAACAAAUUUAGGGACAUCGACUGAAAACGGAACAUUGUAUUAGGGUUGUAACGUUCCAGGUUUCCGGUUGACAAAUCUGUUGUGGCUUGCCGAUUAGGAAGCGUCGGCCACCGACCCCCUCGGCGUGUGCCGGGAAACACAACUACUGGGCACGCCCCGCGUGGGCAGACAAAGGGUGUGCUCGGUACCUGCCGUACAUAAAACAGCUCCCACAGGGCUGCCGGUUGCGAUAUUUCGCAGUCGGAAAGUUAGGCAGAGCCAGGGUAGGGAUCAUGAUUACAAGUUGCCGUUGACGGGUAUGAGGCCAGAGGCGCGGGUGGUAACCUCGGGCCGAGGAUUCAAAUAAUGCAGCGGUGAGAACGCUGUCCCUAGGCAACCGUUUCGUCCCAGCUAGAGCGUGAACUAGUCACGUUGUGGAAACCCACUGUGGAAUCCCUCUUAUAGGGCGUCCGACGCUUUCCCGGGAUGGGUGGGGGAAGAUGUUAGGACGUAAAUUUUCCAUCCCAACUCCUGAGAAAGUCGAUCGAGUGCACUAUUUAAACGCAUAGUGUCGGAUCGACCGGGUGCCUCUUGGUUGGGGCGGCCCCCAGGCGGGAUCCUGGUUGAGCGCCCAGGUGCCCAGGCGGGGGACUUGGGUGAGGGGCCCACGUGGGGGCCGUCCUGACCAAUGGGCAUCUCCAACGUGCCGCUCCGCGGCCCGAUACGACCGGGGAGGGGUAAUUUGGGGGGGGGGAAGGCAUAAGAGUCUAGACUCGCCCCGCUGACGCCAUUUCUUAAUGUAACAUUAGGGUUGUAAUGAUUCAGUUGAAUGGCCGGUUAUGUGGACAAAAACUCACCAAAGUUUUGUCGCAAUCGAAUGAAUGGCGUAGGAGUGCUUACGAGACAUACAAAGAUACAUACAUACAGAUAUUCAUUUAUACAUUUAUAUAUAUAUAUAUAUAUAUAUGUAUAUAUAUAUAUAAUAUAUAUAUAUAUAUAUAUAUAUAUAUAUAUAUAUAUAUAUAUAUAUAUAUAUAUAUAUAUAUAUAUAUAUAUAUAUAUAUAUAUAUAUAUAUAUAUAUAUAUAUGUAUAUAUGUAUAUAUAUAUAUGUGUGUAUAUAUAUAUAUAUAUGAUUGUAUUUACGCUCUGAGCAUUUACUUCGAAUUAAUAUUGCAUAUGCAAUAUUUAAAACGUACGCAGUAAUACCAAUAUAGGUUUACAUAGCUACGCUAAUAACCCUUGUAAUUAACACGUUUAAUUGUUAAGAGUAUAAUGGAUGAGAAACAUAAAUCAAACGAUAUUUAGGAAAAUAACUCGUUCAAAUUGAGAACUGCCUGUAAAAUGUAAAUACUAAUUUUAUGUUUUCUUAGCAACUGAUGCAUUUUUAAAACAAAAAUACUUUUUGCACUUUACAGUCACAAGACUAUUAUGUAAAUAGUUGUAAUUUAGGUAAAUAAAUGUAUGUGGAUUAUGAAGGCCUUUGAAUACGUUAGUAUUGAAGAUGGUGAAUAAACAAAAAUUCGCAACAUGAACUUUAUCAAUCUAUCCUCUUGUAAUGCUCAAGCUGUUCUAUUUCCAACUUUAAUUAGCCUUCUGAUUCAUGCGUUCAAUCUUUUGUCAAGAUCUUACCAUUUAUGCAAUUUUAGUUUAUUCCUUUAGAGCCCGAAAUCUGUAACAUCUUAGGUUUUCACAUAGUAAUGGUGUUAAUUUUCAUUUUUUUUUUCAUUUUUUAAAUGACACAUGGGUUUCUUGCAUAUUUGUCUCUCAGACGUAUUCAACUGGCACUUUCCGCUGGAGUUUUAGUUUUCCGUGUUCACAUUAUCGCUUGCUUGACACAAAUCCCACCUUAGCUGCAACCAAUGCGCAAUCUAUUAUUUCAAUCUCCCCAUUAGUUGUUUAUACAAUAAAUAUAUAUAGCACUAGUGGAUUUUAACAAUGUUUUUCAUAAAAUAACGGCACUCAACAAAACGCAUUCAUGCGUUUUGUUCAAUAUUUACAUUAUAUAAAUGAUUGUAUUAUUGACCUAGUGACAGAUGGCAUAAGUUUUGAUUAAAUCGUUAAGCAAAAAUAAAUGAAUUAUAUAAAUGUUAAUUUCUUUCUUUCGUUAAUACGUCAUUACGUUGAUCGUCAUUUUUAAAAAUGAAAUCUUCCCUACUUCAGGAAAUUUGUGGAUGUGGAUUCAAAUGCUGCCGUCAAAAACAGGUAUGAACAUUGAAAGAAUAUUUUAUAAACAAAGGUAAAUAGUAUUUUAUUAAACCUGAAAAACGUAAAGAAAAAACAAACGAUGUUACGUUUCAGAAAAGAGCUUUCGUAAGCGAAAAAUAAAGUUUACAUAAAGAAUGGAAAAAAAUUGAAGUGAUAAACGUAUCAAAUGUAUGUUCAAGAGCACUGUAACGUAAUUUAGAAAAAUCCGAAUGUCAAAAACAAUAAAUCUUGCAAAAUUAAAAUCAAAAUGGAAAUAUGUUACAAUGUGUUUGAAUUGUAUAUAUUCAAUCUAAUCCCUGUCCCCCAUCUCAUCAUUAUUACUGUGUGUCUUAUAUAGCAUAAAAACGUUGCGAACAGACCAUUUAAUUUAUCUUUCAAUUAUAACUAUAUUUUUCUAUCAGAAUAGACUAAAUUAGCUAAUGACCUAAAGCAUAUUUUAAUAACGAAUUAUAAAUUAAUUCAAACUAUAUUUAUUUUUGCAUUUUUCUGGUAAUUAUUGUUCUUUUAAUUUAGCAGUAUGCAUUUUUUGAAUAUUUGAACAACUUUAAAAGCUUUCUGAACUAUGUCAUUGCUUUGACCAUUUAAACAAUAAAUACUUUUAACCGUGGCAUUCGUCAACAAUCGAAACUUAACAUUUUGGAAUCAGAAUAUAAAAAAAACACACAAAAAAAACAACAACUCAGACAAAGCAAAAUUUUAUUUAUUUUUCUUUAAAGUUUCAGAGUGUUAGUACAUCUCAACCAGUGGAAGAUCGGCUGCGAGAUGCAACAACAACCUGCUGACAGAACUGGCAAAACAAUAAUAUGCUAAUAACACUCCCAUUGAAAAGCAAACUACAGAUAACACUACGAUGGAACUGUUACAACAUGCAUAAAACAACACUCUGGUGUAAACCUUAAUAUGCCGAUACAACUUUGAUGAAACAAGAGCAUACCAAUAAAAUUUCGAUAAAUAAACAAAAAAAACACCAAACAAAUCCGAAAAUUCUCGUGUAACAACAUGUCGUUUGUUUGCCCUCUUUUUCAAACAAUAAUGUACCACGACAAUAUGAUGGAAUAAUAAAAACUAUGAUAUUAUUAUAAAAAUUAAAACAAACAUUAUUCCGAUCCGAUGUCGCCAUUUGUCAAAGGUAAGAAAAGCAUAAGGGUUGAUUUUUUUUUUUUAAACAAGGAGAUUAAUUAACAAGUAUGUCUGUCAAGCAAAUCUUUUUUUUUAAAUGUUGACUACAUAAGAGCUUUUAUUAGGCCGUGUUGAAUAUCAUAUUGAUUUUAAUUAUUUUAUUGCAUGUGGAAAUUCAACAUUACAUCAAAUAUAUAUUAAGCAAAUUAUUUUGAUCCAUUUUCUAUUGUUAUAUAUUAUAUAACGCUAACGACAUGAAUUUACCUUAAAAAAACUGUACUUAAUGACAAUCAAGUAGUGCUACUUGAAUUAAAAUGCAUUAUAGAUCAAAGGUGUUUGCACAAUAACCUCACUUCUCACAUCAAAUCGCAUACACUAACAAUAUCACACAACUCCUAACUUCUUGCUCAACUUAUAAUCUCCCCUACAACGCAUGAUGUCUCACAUAACUAAAUUCUAUUUCACAAAUCAUAUUCUCUCCCACAGUCCACCUUCUUUCCAACUCAAGACCACUACCAAAAGUCGAGCAUAUUUCACUUUUUCAAAUCUCUCCCACAAAUCCACUAAUUUUUAACUUUCAUUUUCUAAGUAGACAGGAAAUGUAUAAUAUGUACAAUUUAAUUUACAUAGUUUGUGUUAGUUAUUACGCUCUAAUGUUUAUUUCGUCCACAAAAAAUUAAAGCUUCAAUUAUUUUAUUAUAUUGUUUUACAAGUCGUUUAUGUCUCAUUUAUUAUUAGUUUAGUUUAUUGUAUGUCAAUAAUACCAAAUAA